AUGGAUAAAACAGGUGAGGUUAGCAUCAGAAGCAGCCAGUGGCAGAGACUGCUCAGGUGGCAUCUGGGACAGAAAGCGAAUGAGGAAGGAGAAGACGGCGACAAGAAAGAAGAGAACCGGAACAUCUACACGGGCCUGAAGCUAAAAGAUAACUGGAAGGAGUGGGUGGUCGAUCCAGCAGAACAGUUUUAUUACGUCUGGCUUCAAGUCAUGAUAUUUCCCAUCGUCUACAACUGGGUCAUCAUCAUUCUGAGGACAUGCUUCACUGCGAUCGCUCUGAGCUACCUUCCUGUGUGGCUCACGCUGGACUACCUAUCAGACCUCAUGUAUACCACCGAUAUGAUCAUCACUCUUCAUACUGGUUACCUGGAUCAGGGCAUCCUAAUCAAGGAUCUGACUCGGUUGAGGACGCGCUACCUGCACUCCAAACAUUUCCUGAGAGAUUUGGCCUCCCUGCUCCCCACCGACUUCCUUUACUUUGCCUUUGGCAUCGAAACUCCUCUGGUGAGGAUCAACCGCCUCCUGCGAAUGCCGCGACUCAACGAGGUCUUGGAUCGCAUGGAGACUAGAACCUCCUACCCCAACACCUUCCGCAUCUCCAAGCUCAUGCUCUACAUCUUUGUGUUGAUCCACUGGAACGCCUGCCUCUACUUCGCUCUGUCCAACUACAUCGGCUUUGGAAGCGACCGUUGGGUUUACCCCAACAUCACCAACCCCGAGUUCGCCUCCAUGAGACGUCAGUACUUCUACUGCUUCUGGUUCUCUGCCCAGAUCUUCACCACAGUAGGAGACACCCCACUGCCGGACAGGGAGGAGGAGUAUCUGUUCAUGAUUGCAGACCUGCUCAUUGCUGUUCUGGUUUUCGCAUCGAUUGUGGGCAACGUUGGAAACGUCAUCACCAGCCUAAGGGAUCGUGAUAACGUCUUCUUCCCCAACCACGAGCUGGUGAAGGGGUACCUGCGCAGCCGUCACAUCAGCAAGGAGCUUCGUCAGCGCAUCGACAACUGGUACCAGCAUCUCCACAUCAACAAGAAGAUCAUGAGAGAGAAUGAGAUUCUGCAGCAGCUGCCGGUGCACAUGAGGACUGAGAUCGCUGUCAGCGUUCAUCUUCCCACGCUCUCCAAAGUCACCAUCUUCCAGAGCUGUGAGAAGAGUCUGCUGGAGGAGCUGGUUCUCAAACUAACACCUCAGGUGUUCAGUCCAGGAGAGUACGUCUGCAGGAAGGGAGACGUGGGCCACGAGAUGUACAUCAUCAAGGAGGGCAAACUGGCGGUGGUGGCAGAUGACGGGGUGACAGAGUUUGCUGUGCUGAGCGAAGGGAAUUUCUUUGGGGAAAUUAGCAUCCUCAACAUCAAAGGUAACAAGUCAGGCAACCGUCGAACUGCCAACAUCCGAAGCAUCGGCUACUCCGACCUGUUCAGCUUGUCCAAAGAAGACCUGACCGACGUGCUGUCCGAGUUCCCAGCAGCCAAGCGCCACCUGGAGGAGAAGGGAAGGCAGAUCCUCACCAAGAUGGGCAUGUUGGAGGAGAGCGGGGAGGCAGCCAAGGGGAAGGCGGAGAAAGUGGAAACCAAGAUACAAAGGCUGGAGGGCAACCUGGAGAUCCUGCAGACCAAACUGGCUCGACUGAUGGUGGAGCUGGAGUCAAGCAACCGCAAGAUGCAGGCCAGAGUGGAGCAGCUGGAGCUGGAGGUGGCAGCACUGGAGGUUCAGCCAGAAGAUGGAGAUAAAGGAGAAGGAGCUCAGGGGAGAGAGGAAGGCGUGGGAGGGGAGGUGGAAUGGGAGAGAGAAGAGGCAGAGGGAGAGGAAGAAGGGUUGAAUGUAAAGAUGAAAAAAACUGGACAGGGAGAAGAUGGAAACGAUGUGUCCAAAGAGGGAGACGGAGAGAGCACGAAAAGUACAAAAGAAGAUGUGGAGAGGAUGGUGGAGGGAGAUAAAUGUGGACUGAAGGGCUUGGAUAAUCAGGAGAAGAAGAAGGAAGACGAUGGAGAGAAGAACCGAGACAGAGGAGAUGACAGACCAGGGAAAGGAGACGGAGCUGAGAUUGAGACUGAAAAUGGGAAAGAUGAAAAAAAAGAAUGUGAGGAGGCUGAAGAAGACUCCAAUCAAAAGGAAACGGGAAAGAAAUGUGAAGGGCAGGGAGAAUAAAUGGAAAGCUGAGGAGAAGAAAGAGCAGGGUACAUUUAAACUGAAUGCAUUUGGCUGUUUCAUAUGAAUAAAACUACUGAAAACCCUCAACACACCAAUGACAGUUCUGCAACGCAACUUUCCUCCUCUAGAUGGCAGCAUCGUACACACUGCAGAUCAAGGUGUUCAAACUAUCUGACAGGUGGCAUCUGAAUGUUCUGUUUAUUUGUUCACUCCUUUCAAGUCUGAAUUUGAUAAAAUUCCUAUUCUUCCAGAGA
This is a messenger RNA of Acanthochromis polyacanthus (spiny chromis), 2405 nucleotides long. It is a transcript of the gene cnga4, whose product is annotated as cyclic nucleotide gated channel subunit alpha 4. Gene Ontology annotation, molecular function: intracellularly cGMP-activated cation channel activity; intracellularly cAMP-activated cation channel activity; cGMP binding. The record is from RefSeq and is a predicted model, not a curated record. Gene Ontology annotation, cellular component: intracellular cyclic nucleotide activated cation channel complex; plasma membrane. Bases 1 to 2148 code for a protein of 715 amino acids. Lineage: Eukaryota; Metazoa; Chordata; Actinopteri; Pomacentridae. Gene Ontology annotation, biological process: monoatomic cation transmembrane transport. The transcript has 7 exons.